CGCACAGUCCCGCACGGUGUUUUGUUACGAGAGGGGUUUGGGAAUUCCCCAGGAAAACACCUACGCAUCCAUAAGGCCUUUUCUGGACAAACUGGCCAACAGCAAGCCGCUCACAAGUUGAGCAAUUUGUAGUUUUAUAAUGCUCCGCAAAUGGAGGGAAUCGGCGCUUGCCGCUGUUGUUUGGGAAUUUGUCCAGAAAGAGCUCAUCUUGUUCCCCUAAAAACAUCAACAACCGUCAGACGGAAUCCAUCUGGCUAGAAGCGAAAACGGCGCUUUAGAUAGUUGUCUGGACAAAAAGAUAGUUGUUUGUCAGGAAAGGCAGUUUCUCUUGUUACAGCUGACAUCAUUUAAACGGCGCAUUCGUUUAUAAAUGGAGUGGACGCAAGAUAAUCACGGUGAAUCCCGGAGACAGAAUGUACGGCCUGCACCGAGUUACGCUGUGGAGAAAAGGGGCGCCGUGGACUCUGUCCCGGAGGACUGGUGUGACAGUGGGCUAGACUCCUUAAGCGGGGUCGGACUCGGUUUUGAGGUUCCCUACAGCACGUACACCGAGGCCGAACAGAUGUGGACACCUGGUCGGUCUGACGUCCCUCCGUCGGACGAGUCCGACAACACAAGUACCGUGGAUUGUAUGUCGAUUGGCGGCGGAGAGAGACUCGACUCUGCCAUAGGGGACUCGAUUAAUGAGGAUGCGGUGGUGGGGUGCAUCUCCGACGGGAUCGGCACCAUGAUGCUGGGCGAGCCUGCAGGUACAGACAGACUGGAGGUUUCAAACACUGACGAGGGUCGGCAGCGAAGGAAAGAGCUCUUCGACACGGCCAACUUUCUGUCAGAGGACGGUGACACGGUACUCCAUUUGGCGAUAAUUCAUGAGCAGUGGGGUGUUGUUCAGUGCCUGCUUGGAGAAAUUGUGGUGGACAACACGUGGACUCCUUACCUGAACAUCCAAAAUGACCUGGGUCAGACCGCUUUACAUUUAGCAGUCAUUGUAGACCGGAGUGAGUGUGUUCGGGCACUGUUGUGGAGUGGAGCCAGUGCGGAGAUCCAAGAGAGGGGCGGAAACACACCUUUACACCUGGCUGUCCGAGAGCUUCGCACAGAGUGUGUGAGAGAGCUGACCAGCUGCUCACAGACCCCACCAGUGCACUUGAACACCACCAAUUAUGCAGGUGUGAGUGCACUGCACCUGGCUGUACAUAGGGGCAAUUGUGAGAUCAUCAAAAUGCUGUUGGAGGCAGGAGCAGAUGUAAAUCAACGGGAUUUGGGGUCAGGUCGGUCUCCGUUGCACUGGGCGAUAGAAAGUCAGAGGUCAGAGGUAGUGGAGUUAUUAUUGAGCGCUGGUGCAUUGGUGAAUCAGCGCUCAUAUGCAGGCCACACCCCAUUCUACUGUGCCCUUUACCGACCCAACAAAGAGGUGCAAGCCCUACUUCGUGCCCAUGGGGCCACAUACACACAGGACGAUGAAGAAGAGGAGGAGUUUCGAGAGAGUGAGGAGGAGGAGUUUGAUGAUGUCAUCAUAAAUGGACAGCGAGUGCUGUAGCUGCAAAACAUGGACACUACUCUGCCAUUAGACCCUUUGAACUCAAGCUGAACGACUGUGGUGUCUGAUUGUAUUUGGUCGAGGCUGUUGUGUGUCUGCUUGUGUAUUUUGUUUUAAGGUACAGUAUGAUGUCAGUAUGCUGGAUUUGGUUCAGGCUGAUGGGAGUGCUUAGCUAGAUUCUGUUAUUCAUCAGACAUCACGCAAAGCCUUUUAAAGCUAUAACAAUGGAGGCAGCUUUUCAUUUAGUAAAACCUCUCAUUGGCUCAUCUCAUUUAUGUUAUAAUAUAGGGAUAGUUCACUUACAGAUGAAUAUGCUGUCUUACCCUAAUGGUGGUUCGAGGCUGUGUGACUUUUUCUUCUGAGGAAUAAGAAGAAAAUGUCUUAAAAAUUGAGAAAAAAAGUGUUUUUUGUGCACACAUUAAAAAUUAGUGGAGUCCAAUGUUGAUAAGGCAGUUUAUCCUAUAUCAUACCUUUAGGUAAAAUGUCUUCCACAGAAAAAACAGUCAUUUAAUUUUUGAAUUACAUAAGGGUGAGAAAAUUAUUUAAACUUUGGGUGAAUUAUUUCUUUAAGAACCAAAUUCCCUAGAAGAUACCAAACAAUGUACAUUGUGAUUUCCACUAGUGAGUAGAUUAAUUAUUUCCACAAUAGUGGCUUUCUUUCUAUGUUAAAAUAAAUUAUUAGCCAAAUUUAGCUGAAGAAAUCUUGAAGAGAAGUUGAAUGGUUUUUAAUAAAUUUGUUAACUUACUAUUACUGCUACACAGCAACUAUUGAGUGGAGUGUCACUGUUUUCAUGGUGACCUCAGUUUUUUUUUUUUUUACAGUAGAUGUUUUUAUUUUCCUGUAAUGUUGGGUCUUGGGGUGAAUAUGAUAGACAGGUGGAUAUACAGUCUGUCAGACAGAAAUGUGUUUAGAGUGCUGACUCAAAAAAAUGGAUGAAAUUACAGACAGCACAGAAUACUACAAUACAAAUGGCAACUCAAACUUUGAAUUGGAUGCAAAGAAAUACAAUUAGAGGUAAAUUUUUGAUUUAGGCACAUUAAUACCGUUUACGGUCACACCAGCAUAUUAUUUGAACUGUAAAGCAUCUAACAAACAUUCCAAAUGAUACUAAACAUGACAACACAACACUUUUUUGUCUUAAAACAUAAAAAAUAUACACUUAAAAUAUAUUAUAACAUAAAAGUAUAUGUAAAUUAUAACAGUAAACAGAUCUGAAUUAACUGGUUCUGUCUGACAUUUUUUUGAAUUGUAAUGAAAGUGGAGAUUGAUCUCUAUUCACUCAUGUGGGGGCAUUAUGGUCGUGGACAUUUACAAUCAUUUAUAUAUAGGCCCAUUUCAAAUUUCCUGUUUUUGGGGUGAAGGAUAAUUUUUUUUUUUUGACGAUGAUGAUUGGUUCCCUCUGUUGUAAUAUAAUGACUUCCUUUGGAAGUCAGGGCUCCUGAUCUACUUGUACUUGUCCUCUGUGAGUUGACUGUGUAUUGUUGAGCAGAGGAAGAUUGUCCUGUUUUAAUUGAGAAGGUUAAUGGUUCAUCCAGUGACAAUAUAUCUUUGGUUUGACCUUAUGCUUAGGCAAAUGAAGCCACAGUAACAGCUUGGGGUAGAUGUUAAGACAAGAAAGAGAGAGGAAGGAGCAACAUUUAGGGAUUAAUGAAACAAGUGUAGCAAUGUCUUAAGUUAAGGGCUACAGUUAUUUUUAGGGGAAACUGGAUUUGCAUUUAAGUGAGGUUCCUCUCAUCUACAUAUUUCUGUUUACUUGGUGAUGGGUGAAAUGACUGAAAUGCUCUUAGAAACCAUUCAAAUAAACAAUAAUGACAAGAA
Molecule: messenger RNA, 3359 nt
Organism: Carassius gibelio (silver crucian carp)
Lineage: Eukaryota; Metazoa; Chordata; Actinopteri; Cypriniformes; Cyprinidae
Product: NF-kappa-B inhibitor alpha
Exons: 6
Coding region: 371-1540 (389 amino acids)
Biological process (GO): cellular response to lipopolysaccharide; signal transduction
Cellular component (GO): cytosol
Molecular function (GO): protein binding
Source: RefSeq, a predicted model, not a curated record